Molecule: messenger RNA, 1815 nt
Organism: Toxotes jaculatrix (banded archerfish)
Lineage: Eukaryota; Metazoa; Chordata; Actinopteri; Toxotidae
Gene: samsn1a
Product: SAM domain, SH3 domain and nuclear localisation signals 1a
Exons: 8
Coding region: 130-1191 (353 amino acids)
Molecular function (GO): protein binding
Source: RefSeq, a predicted model, not a curated record
GAAGUGGGCCAGUCAGCUAUCAGACAGGCACAUCUCUGUGUUAGUGAACACUUCACUGUCAGGAGAGUGGGGUAAAGUAAAGAGAGGAGAGAGCACUGAGAUUUCAUAACACCUUAAAACAGGCGCAAAAUGUUACAGAGGGCAGCAUCCAAUGUGUCAGACAAAACGAGGAGCAGCAAACCAAAGCGCUCUACAAGCUUCGGCAAGUUCGAGGGUCUCAGACAUCACUCGUCAGCGGCCAAACCAGAAGAAAAUGGAAUCAAUAUGCUCACAGAAGAAUGUGAAAGUUCAGACCCAAACAAAUCAGCUGGACUUGGGAAGAAGAUGAAGGCAAUUUCACUGACCAUGCGCAGAAAAAUGGGCAAAAAACACGCCAAGUCUUUCUCCGAGGAGACAGGUGAUGACACAGAUAAAGACCCAGAGGCAGAGACAGAGAGCAGCCCCUCAGCUCAGAAAAACUCUGCAAAGACAAGCAACUCAUUAGAAAGUCUUUACAGUGGCCAGAGCUCUUCUAGCGCAGGUGGUGUGACCAGUGAGUCCAAUGGUUCGGGUCAGAAAGACAGUGUGAGGCUGGAGGAGGACGGCUCCUACCAGGGAGAGUUCUGUGGCAGAGCUCGUGUCCACACGGACUUUGUUCCCAGUCCGUACGAUACAGAUUCUCUCAAACUCAAGGUGGGUGACAUCAUCAGUAUCAUCAGUAAGCCUCCGAUGGGCAUCUGGACGGGAAUGCUACACAACAAAGUGGGAAACUUCAAGUUCAUCUACGUAGAUGUUUUGGUGGAGAAAGAGGAGGAGGAAGAAGAGGCUCCCAAGAUCAGACAACAGAAGCUCUGCAAAAGACCUCGACCUAAAACGUUGCUGGAGUUACUGGAGCGACUGAACCUCGAGGAGUACGCCUCUGCCUUGCUACUGAAUGGCUACCAGACAGUGGAGGACCUGAUGCACCUGCAGGAGAAACACCUGAUAGAGCUGAACGUCAAAGACCCUGAGCACAGACUCAGGCUUCUCACUGCUGCUGAAUACCACUACACAGAAGGUGAUGAUGUCAGGGAUGCGGAGGAGCACAAAUCCUCCCACAGUCUACAGGAAGAAGACAGCGACUGUCCCAGAGACUCGGGCUGCUUCAUCCCAUCUGAAUGUUCAGACAGCAAAGAGGACGCAGAGCAGCUCACAGAUGCUGUGGACUCGUAAUGUGCUCAUUUGUCAGAUGGAUAUUUUAACAUUUGGAUUUCAAAGUUGGGUAUUUUCUUAUGACUGAUGGUUUCAACAAUGAUCUCUGAAUUGUCUCAAAAUGUCAUGUUAAUAUCCCUUAUUCCAUCAAGCUUUUUAAAAAAGUGAUACACAUAUAGGAGCAACCAACAACCAGUUUUCUAAAUGUCAUCUUAUCCAUUUGUCACUUUAUAAACAUAAUAAUUAACUUGUGAGUUUUGAGUUCUGGAGAGGUUUUUUCUAUGUUGUUGAAGAAGUGGCAUUUCAUUGAUUUAAUGCCACUUGUAUUUAUUGCGUUCUAAAUCAUUCAGUGUUUUUGCAUGUAAUGCCUUUAUUUAUCACAGCUGCAUCAUUUUUACCUUUCUCAUUACAUCCGGUCUCAAUUCAACAUCCAGUGUCAUCUAUUUUUUCCUACGAAUGAGGUUAUGUUGUCAAGUGAUGUUUUUGAAAAGUAGUGUCUGGGUUUGAACAAAGCAUAUUCAGAUCUUGCCUAUAAUGUAUACUGUACAGGAAGACGUGUGUUAUUUUUCUGAAUGUGUGUGUAAAUGGGAGAGUGUGUGAGAGAGCCUUUGAGUUUUUGUAAAUAAAAUAAAUAGUUAAAUCAGA